UAUGGUAUUUUCUGGUAAGGCAACGAACGGUAAGGUGAGGUGAGGUGACCACUAAGACACCCAACAGAAACAAGACCCACUCAAGCGGUAUGAACCCACUAACUGCCCACUCAAGCACUACUGACAAACUCACUAACCACCCAUUCAAGCAGGUACACACCAGCCAGCCACCCAGUCAAGCAAGAGCACCACACCUGCCAACCAGCCUUCCGGUCCGGGUCAAGCAGGUUCUUACAUCAACCACAAAUUGAAGCAGCAUACUACCCACCCACACACUCGAGAAGGCAACACAUCCAGCCGCCCAGUCAAACAGGCUGAUCAUGUCACCCAAUCUGUUAGCAUGCCACACCCACCCACGUAGUACCUACUCCAGCAGGCCACAUUACUCCAGUUACUCUAUGCCGAAUGUGUCUAGUGCCAACUGUCUGCGCCGGGGUAGGCUCAUCACCCCAACCUCCCACUCAAGCAGGCAGUGCUAACGUCCAGCCAUAAGCAAGUUCACCCACCCUAUAACUGAACCAGCCAGCAGUGGUGAGUGACCCGCUGGGGUUGCCCUUGAGAUCCUCGGGGAAGGGCCACAGGUGCAGAGCCUGGGGGGCUAUGGGCGCACUUACCCGCUUUUCAACAAGCCCUUUUAACCCAGUGGUUAGUGGCUGGGUUUCUGACAUGGUAUCAGAGCCAAAGGUCUUGGGUUCAACUCCCGGUGCCAGCGCUGCAGAGGCGCUCGUGUCUUCCACCUAUCCCAGCGGGGGGGGGGGUGUUGAGUGACCCGCUGGGGUUGCCCUUGAGAUCCUCGGGGAAGGGCCACAGGUGCAGAGCCUGGGGGGCUAUGGGCGCACUUACCCGCUAUUCAAUAAGCCCUUUUAACCCAGUGGUUAGUGGCUGGGUUUCUGACAAGCAGGUCCCAACAGAACUCCCACCUCAGGUAGUUGCAUCGAGUAAUUUGUUCCCAUCCCAUACUAAUCAGUUGGAGUGUAACUUCCUUCCCAAACUUGUAUGUGGGUAUAAACUUAAGUUUUGCCUACUUACACCUCUAUACCAUUUUCCAUCACAUUGGUUGAAGGAAAUACAUUCUUACUGAAGGCUUUCUACAUCGCGUACUUUAGACCCUUCACGAAGCCAGCUUCGGGCCGGACUUCUCGAACCGAACCUUCCGUCCGUACCCAGACCUCUCGUCGACGUCUCACUACCCUUCGAUAUCAUUCCCGAACGAUGUCAUCUCACGACCAGGACAAGCUCUGGUGCUCCUAUAUAUUGCCUCGCCAUUUCAUUGCAUCUUCAGCUUCAUGAAUCACGGUUUCGACAUUCGGUUACGCGCUACUCUCUAGUUUCGUUCAUACCAUUAGGGGCCGUUGGAACUUAGACUCUAAAUCGUCGCCAUCCCUCCAUUCACCCAACCAAUCCAACUUCCACCGAGUCAUGGCAGCUCAACACGUUGCGCAGCUCUCUCCUCCCGCCAUUCCUGCUACACCCACCUACCAACGACAAGCAUUCCUCCGUUUAAGGUUUCCCGGAGCGGCAUUGGCGGGAGGUAGCGCGGGGCAGGAACGCGUAAGCAGUAAAGCUGUCAGGACCAGGCUUUCGCCUAUUGUAUUUUCAGCCGCAUUUAAAGACGUCAGAAGCAGCCCCGCAUCUCCCCGGCCAGCCUCAGUAGCCUCUCGCCGCUGGCGCGUGGUAGCGAACGCGAGGAGAGAAGGGGAGAGCGAAGGCGACAAGGAGAACGGCGACCGGAGUAGCGAAGGUAGCGAGAAGAACGCGGGGAGCGCGGAUGGCGGAGCAGCGGACGGCGCACCAGCGGGGGAUGCGGAGAUGCAGCAGCUGCUGGCAGACCUGGUGCAGCUGCAGUCGGACAAGGUGCGCGUGGAGUCAUUCGUGGAGGAGAGGUCGCAGCUGCUGACGGGGAUUGCUGAGUCAGCAUCGGCGGAGUAUGCGCGGAUAGCGGAAGAGGCGAAGAGGAGCAUGGAAGAGGCGAGCAGCAAGGUGCUGCAGCAGGUGGAUGCGGAGGCGGACGAAUUUGAGCAGCAGCUGGCGGCAGCGCGGGCGGACAUGGAGCGCAGCGAGCGCGAGUUUGAGGAGUUUGAGAAGUCGGUGGAGGAGCGCCGCAACUCGCUGCUCUUCUUCAAACAGCUCUACCGCCGACCCUCUGGCGACACACCUCCUGCUGCUGCUGCUCCGGGCUUCGAGCCUGCAAGCUCAGGCUCGGGUGGAUACAAGCAGGGCUGGGAUUCGUCAGACGACUCUUCGUCGUCCUCUUUCUCGCUGCAGCCGCUCUCUGGUUCACCCCCCUCCUCCUCCUCCGCUGCCCUCUCUGGUAGUUCCUCGCAUUCUUCCACGUCCUCCAGCCCGGCGCUCUCUCCCAAGGAGCAGGCACUGAAGGCAGUGCCUGAGCUGGUCUCAGCCAAUCAAAGGGCGGCGGCAUCACCGUUCCGUCGCAAGUUGUAUGCGGCUCUCGUCGCCUUAUCAGGGCUCUCUCUAGCCCAGGCUGUCACGCAUGAGCCCAAGGAGUGGCUGCAGGUGGCGGCCAGUGGGCUGGUGUUCUGUGCACUCCUGGUGCAAGCAGUGUAUGAACGAUCACUGGCAGCUGGUGGUGGGGAUGAUGGAUGCGAGAAUGGUGGCAAGGAGUAAAGCAAACACGAGACAAGCGAAGUGGGUCAGGGUACUGCAAUUAGUGUUACUUAUUGGUCUGUUUACUUGGCUUCGUUGUUGAGGGCAUUACAACAAGGCCGCCUUUCAACAAGUGUUACAGUAUUGAAAGAGUAAUGUCACGAAUGAGCUUAGUACCGUA
This is a messenger RNA of Closterium sp. NIES-67, 2785 nucleotides long. Lineage: Eukaryota; Viridiplantae; Streptophyta; Zygnematophyceae; Desmidiales; Closteriaceae. The record is from the annotation of a GenBank genome assembly.